Messenger RNA from Astyanax mexicanus (Mexican tetra), 1341 nucleotides. It is a transcript of the gene cd8a, whose product is annotated as CD8a molecule. The transcript has 6 exons. NCBI's taxonomy places the organism in Eukaryota, Metazoa, Chordata, Actinopteri, Characiformes, Acestrorhamphidae. The coding region runs from base 88 to 762 and encodes 224 amino acids. The record is from RefSeq and is a predicted model, not a curated record.
GUUCUCUCGUUCUAUCACUUCUCUUUUCUUCUGCGAGAGAGAGAGCUGAGGAAAUCUAAAAAACUCAACAAUUAUCAGGAAAAGAAAAUGAAGUCCAGCGGCCUUCUAGUCCUUCUGCUGCUGAUCUGUGGUGGUUCCUCUGAGGUGGUGAAAGAUGGUGAAUUUAAGGAGAUUGUUUGUGAUCCAAAAGAGCCCGGACAAAAUCUGUUUUGGUUCCAUCUGAAGGAGAACGGAAUGAUGGAGUUCAUCGGAGCUUUCACCUCCGAAAUUGGGACCAAAAAGACAGAAGUGAAUGAAAAGAAAUACGAUAUAACAAAGAUGAAGAACAAGAAAUUAAUACUUAAAGAUUUCAAUAAGAAGGAGGACAGCGGCUCCUACAUCUGUAUGGUCAUCAAGGGAUCAACGCUGCACUUUGGUCAAGUGGUCAAACUGCAAGGAACCCCAGAUCCAGUACAAAUACCCACACCGAUCCAAACCACCAGAGCGGCAAAAGAUCUCACAACUAAACAGACAGUGCUCUGCGAAAAGAGUGAAAAAGGGAAAACGACUCCCAGCUUUUCUGCGGUUCUCGGCUGUGAGCUGAUGAUUCUGAUCCCUCUGGCUGCCGGCAGUGGCCUUCUUCUUAUCGCGCUCAUCAUCACCAUCCUCUACUGCAACCAUAUAAGAACAAGACGUUGCCCUCACCAUUACAAACGACAUCACCAAAACAGACCAGCUGGACACAGACCCCUGCCUAAUAAGGCUGAAUUCUAUCCCAUGUGAUGAAAAACCAACAGAUCCUGCAUCUUAUCAUUAAUGAUUAACAGGGAAUCAUUGUUAUUCUGUAUAUCUAAAAAAAAAAAAAAAACAUUGCUUUAACAAAGCUUAGACUGUUAGUCCUUAAUUAAGAAUUUUACACUUAGCUUUCAGAAAUGCCAUCUUCACAGUAACUGCAGGAUUACUUCUUAAAUUAGAUUCAUUCACUUUGUUCAUGUUAUUAUUGCAUUUCUUUCAUUUUAUUUUAUUCAUUUCAUUUUUCAUUUCAUGCUACUGAAAAUAAAUGACCUUGUGUAGAUCAUAUGAGGACAGAUGCACCACUCCAAACAACACAUCAUGCUUUACUGAAUUUUGCAGCCAAAAUAUUCUGCUCUUCAUAAAAAAAAAGAAAGAUAAAGAUUAUUUUUUAUGAGGUUUCUUGUCUCAGAUAUCAGGAGCGCCACCUGGUGGUAAAAUAGAACUGUCAUAAUAUAUAAGAGACAAUAAAAGUUCUGGAAUAAAUGUAAUAAACUGUGCUUAGAUUGAUUUAUAUUGUAGUUACUGCUUGUAGAAUAAAUAUGCUGCUGUUUACUAAAUAAAUAGAAA